Messenger RNA from Hypoxylon fragiforme, 1801 nucleotides. RefSeq names its product pantetheine-phosphate adenylyltransferase-like protein. Bases 533 to 1768 code for a protein of 411 amino acids. Gene Ontology annotation, molecular function: dephospho-CoA kinase activity. Lineage: Eukaryota; Fungi; Ascomycota; Sordariomycetes; Xylariales; Hypoxylaceae. The record is from RefSeq and is a predicted model, not a curated record. Gene Ontology annotation, biological process: coenzyme A biosynthetic process. The transcript is spliced from 2 exons.
CACUGGAUCAUUGAUGUGCCUAGGUUAGGCUGUACCUACCUACUUCUCAACCAAGGAAGCUACAUGUUUUGACUAAAUUUACUACUAGGUCUACCUGGGACCUAGGUUCAAUGGCUGGAGACCUUGAUCCUUAAGACUUUAAACAAUCCACCAGUCUACUACUAUAUGUACUAGCCUGAACAUUGAACCACUUCAAAACAUCCAUCCAAUGUUCUGCAUAGCCAUGUACAAAUAAAGAUAAAUAAGCAGGUAAACAUCAUAUCCUAUGUGAAUUCACAAGUUUUCAUUCUUUACCUACAUAGGUCUCCACGGAUUUUCUAGACAUCUAGGAUCGGCUUUAGCAAUUGAGUCAGCAAUAAAGAAACACCUCAAAAGUUCUAUUUCCGUCACGCCAUUGACAUCCCAUGAGGAGCUCGAUCUUAGCUUCUUAGCAUAUCGUCGAAAGCUUCAAGUUCACCCAUUGUGAUUCAACAACAAUUCUAUAUCAAUAAAUACCUAUAGUUUUAUUUUAUUUUCAUCCUUCACACUCCUCAUGACACGACCGAGCACUGUUGGGGGAGACAGUCUCCCCUCACUCCUGUUGUUACCUCCGCCUCCGCAACCUGCAUCCCGGAUUGCGCUUAACGCCGCAUAUGACCCUCCUAUUAGAGCCGUCCUUUCAAGAUUGAAAUGCAAUCAAGCCGAGGAUGGCGAGGCAACCUUGAUUGUCGCCCUUGUUUCACCUAUUCUUACAGGCAAAUCUUUACACCAAAAGUCUCUGUCUUGGUCCCAUGCCCAAUCUAUUCUAGCUGAUCUAUACAGCAUCAUAUCCGUCAUCUGCACUCAGUUAUCGGUGCCCACGGAUGUCCAUGCCGGUCCCGGGUCCGUAGAUGUCCGCGUUCUCUUGGUUGAUCAUGGCCGCUCUAAACUACAGCCAAGAGAUUCAAAGCAAGCCAUAGAACCCAAUAAUACGGUGAUAGUCGACCUUACUACCUUCGCUUCGGCAUACCACCCCUGGAGUUACAUAUUUCACCCUAAUAAUGAGCCCGGUUACGAACUACUCUCAACUUACCUGAAGUGUUUUGAAGGCGUUCAGACAGUAAAGCACUCCCAGAUUGUUGUUGUUGAAGGUGGACUCGCCAUAUCUGUUCCACCAUCAGUUCCUUUGCAGGCAAUUCCACAAACAAAACCUCAUUCCGUCGUGUGCCUGGGAGGGACUUUUGACCAUUUACACCCUGGACACAAGCUACUUUUGACUGCUGCCGUCUUGCUGCUAGAUGUCCCCGAGGAUGGGGCAUUACACCCAUGCCAGUUCGUGAUUGGCAUCACCGGUGACGAAUUGUUGAAGAGAAAGAAAUAUGCGGAAUUUGUGCAGCCUUGGGACGAGCGUGCAACGAACACGAUUCAAUUUCUAGCUUCUAUCCUCGAACUAUCCAGGCACGGCUGGAAAAAUAGUCAGGCCCCGCAGGUCACCAAGACUGGCGGAGAAUACACUGCUCUAUUCCGAAACGGCACUAUCGAAGUUCGCUGUGUAGUUAUUCAGGACGCUUACGGACCUACCAUCACAACAGAAAACAUGGACGCCCUCGUAGUCUCGGGCGAGACGAGAAGCGGAGGAGAAGCCGUGAAUCAGCGACGAAAAGAACUCGGCUGGCGACAGCUAGAAAUAUUCGAAGUUGAUGUCCUCGAUGCUCAAGGGGCCGUGUAUAAGUCGACGGAUACUCGAGAUUUUGCAACAAAGAUAAGCAGCACCGCCAUUCGGAAACAAAAAGCAGAGUCUCGUGCUUAGCCCAGGAGUCACAUUUCCAUCAAAGAUGUACUU